This is a messenger RNA of Pochonia chlamydosporia 170, 1668 nucleotides long. RefSeq names its product acetamidase. The transcript has a single exon. The record is from RefSeq and is a predicted model, not a curated record. Bases 1 to 1668 code for a protein of 555 amino acids. NCBI's taxonomy places the organism in Eukaryota, Fungi, Ascomycota, Sordariomycetes, Hypocreales, Clavicipitaceae.
AUGACCACCAAACUGCUCCCAGUAGUUCAGCCAGCCGGUAGAUUACAAGGUCCGGCAGAAUUUGAAGCGACAAGAGAGUCAAUUCUCGCGGACUUUGCAAAGGCAGUCCCUCAAGAUCUUCGACUUCCAGCACAGCUUAUCAACAACCCACCUAAGAAUGUCACCAACGUUCCUCGUGAGUGCGGUCUGCUAACGCCAGAGGAAAUCGCCCUUACGGAAGACUAUGAUGCUGUUGGUCUAGCUGAAGCCAUCGCUUCUGGAAAGCUCACUGCGACCGAGGUCACCAAGGCAUUUGCCAAGCGAGCCAUCAUCGCCCACCAAGUGACAUCAUGCCUAACAGAGUGGUUCAUGGAUGAGGCCUUGCAAGCUGCACAGCAACUGGAUGAUCACUUCAAGCGCACUGGCAAGACGGUCGGUCCUCUUCACGGAGUUCCCAUUAGCAUUAAAGAGCACAUGCCGCUAGCUGGGCAUUGGUCCGGAGUUGGAUAUCUUGAUACGAGGACCAAAGAUGCUCGAGAUUGUCAAAUGAUGGCCAUUUUGCGAGCUGCAGGAGCAGUGUUCUACUGCAAGACGAACCAACCUCAAGCAAUUAUGCACCUGGAGAGCCAUUCCUCCAUCUUUGGCCGCGUGUUGAACCCGCAUAACAUCGGACUCUCCGCUGGCGGUUCAACAGGUGGCGAGGCAGCACUCAUUGCCAUGCGGGGAUCAGUCUUGGGAGUCGGUACCGAUAUUGGCGGAAGCAUUCGAGGUCCAGCUGGUUUCUGUGGAAUUUAUGGCUUCAAGCCGACAUCGUAUACGCUGCCGAUGAAGGACUUUAUCGCGGGUGGAUUCGGAGCAGAAUUGAAUAUAUUGGUCUCAACGGGGCCAAUGUGCACCUCGAUGAGAGAUAUGGACCUCUUCAUGUCAGCUGUGUUGGCGUCAAGACCGUACCUGACAGACACGAGAUUGAUCCCAAUUCCCUGGUCUGGGUUAAACACUGCAACCACAAAACCACUGAAGAUAGGAUUCAUGAUGAACGACGGAGUUAUCGUACCUCAACCACCAGUUACCAGAGCCUUGAAAUGGGCAUUUGAGAAGCUAGGCUGCUCAGAAGUCUUCACCGUAAAACGAUUUGAGCCAUACGGUGCUAGCCAGGCUAUGAAGAACAUUCGUCUGGCAUACUGGCCUGAUGGCGGCAAACUGGUCAAAGCACACCUCGACGCAACAGGCGAGCCGAUGUUACCCCUGACCCAAUGGAUCAUCAAAGAUGCAGAAGGCCCGGAUGUGACGUCUGCUGGGGUACUCCAACAACGACUCACACGUGACGAAUUCCGCUCUGCAUUCGCAGAACAUUGGGAGACACAAGACGUGGAUUUCGUGAUCUGUCCUGUGUUUGUGGGACCGGCCUGUGAACACGACACGGCAUUAUACUGGAAUUAUACUGCCUUCUGGAACUAUGUUGACUAUCCUGGUGUUGUGGUGCCUACACAUAUCAAGGCAGGUGGUACGGGGGUCGAGCAGUACGACGCUUCGAGCGCCCCGUUGAGUGAGCAGGAUGAGCAUGUGAGGAAGAUGUGGAGACAAGGGGAUUUUGAGGGAGCUCCGAUUACUUUGCAAAUUGUGGCGAGGCGAUACCACGAUAAUCAGCUGUUUGGAGCGCUAAGAGAGAUUAUCAGUGUACUUGGUUGA